UACCCGGAUGUGAAGCGGCGUUUUGGUGCCUUCCUUUUUUGCUCUCGGCUGCGAUGAGGCGCCGGUCGGGUGACAUGAGGAGCCUGCGCGAGUGACUCGGGGCAGCGACGAGGGCCACGCGCCAAAAGUGGUUAUUGGCUGGGCGCGGGGGGGGGGGGUGCAAGCGGCUCAGUCUCCGGAGGACCUUCCCCCGGAGGGGAGAUAUGUACUACUCUCUGUGGAUGAAAAUUGAUGAGGAAUGUAUUUGACAAAGAUUGAGAUUUUCACUCAUAACACAGUACCUAAAUGGCAGCACAGAAAAGAAAAUCUGUGCUAGUAGAACCCCCUGCUAAGCAAAGGAAACUGGAUAAGAAUAGUAAAUUGGUCUCAGCUAACAAAGAAAGAAAGUUGCUUGAUGCCAAACAUCUAUCAAAUAAAAAAGAAACAUUGAAGAAAGAGGUGAACAAAAGCUCUACCAAAACAAACAGGUCUGCUACAAAUAAAUCCAUAAAGAGGUCAUCUGUUCAGUCUGUACACUCCAAACAAGCACAGAAAUGCUCCAAACAGGCUUCAAAUGAAUUAACAAAAAAAUCCUGCACGUCAGUGUGUGUGAAAAGAACAUCUUUAAAGUCUUCAGCUAGAUCUACAAAAACAUCUGUGAAAUCUUCCAAAAUCAACCAUGCUAGCUAUUUGGGCUCCACAAAGACUUCUUCCAAGACAAGUUCUGGAGGGAAAGGAAAAACCAAUGCCAUCAAAAGUAAGACCUCCAUAGAAAGCAGGAAGCAAAAAUUGAAGUCAUCUACAGGUGUUAAGAAGUGUUCCUCUAAACUUCUAGGUAGUAGGCGUUCAGCAAUGCCUACUGGAACUUCUCUUAAGAAUCUGAAUUCCAGAACAGAAUUGGUGAAGAAAAAUUCUAAGAAAGAAAGAACUACUAAAACUGAUAAAUUUCUGAGAAAUGGCAAUGUUAACUUAGAAGUUCAAAAAAAUACUCUUACAAAAAACUCUGAUUCACAGAAUACUGUAUGGACACGGGCUAAAACUAAAAAUUACAAAAAACCUUGUGAAUCUGAUGGAAUGCAGAGAAAUACAAGGUCAACAGGUAGUAAUUCUAACCAAAGUUCUGUGAAAAUUAAACAAGAAAGGUUACUAGAUUUCAGAAAAACAAAAGCAGCAUCGCUGGAAGCUAUGCAGGACCUUCCAAAGUUGCAACACUCUGUUACGUGUGAUGAACAUCUAACUAGAAGAUCAUUGAGACUGCAGAAGUCAUCUGAUGUGCCUAAAAUAUCCUUACGGAGCAGAAAAAUCAAAGGAAAUGCUUCUGCUGUGAAACAGGACUCCCUAAUGAAAAGACAACUUUCUCAUAUUAAAAAUGAAAAGCGAAAGUCUGUAAAACAGAACAUGGAACAAAAUCCUAUGAAAUAUGAUGAAUGUAAAUAUAAAAAGAAAAAAACAUUAAAUUUAGAGAAAAUGAAUUCUUUGAAAGAAAAACAGUAUGAAGCGGAUCCUAAACUUACUGAUUUGGUUACUUCUCAAGAUAAACUUGGAGAAUCAAACAGUAAUCUCGACAGCAGUUUUCAGGAAUCUGUGAAUGAACCUGUCAAUGCAGUUUCGUGCUCUGUGAAAUCAACUGGCAGUGGAAUAAGUAAGGAAAAAGAGUUGAUUCACAAAAAUGGGGGGAAAAGUGUAAAAACGAAGAGAAUUGUGCUGGAACCUCCGAGUUCAAAACCUGCUGAUCAAUCAGAAGAUCUGAUGAAGUCUAGAAAGAUCAGUAUUCUUGAGCUGUGUGAAGAAAUUGCAGGUGAGAUUGAGUCAGACACAGUGGAAGUAAAAAAAGAUUCUAACACUGAGCGUGGAAAAGAAGAAAAAGAUACAGUAGUAGAGUUGGCACAGGCUGCAAUUCUUCCUGAAGAGGAAAUUAAUCAGAACUUUCAAUGCAAGCGUUUUUUCCCAAGCAAGAAAGGAAUGCCUGUCAAAUGCAUUGUUAAUGGCCGACAUAGCACUACAAACAAGAACUCUAAGUGGACCAAAAUAAAAUUGACAAAGUCUAAUCAUGUGAACCAAAGUAUCCCAAAUUCCCCUUGUAUCCCAAAACUCGAUUUAUUAAAAUUCAGUGUUCCAGAGGGUGGUCAAGAAACUGCUCUGGAAACGCACCUACCUGAAGUCCAGAGGAAACUGAUACAAUCAUUCCAGGUUGGUAACUCAUCAUGUGAGCAGAAGGGUGCAGUUUGUUUUGAAGGACUCCAGGCUAAAGAGGCAAUGUCAUGUCCUGAUCCUGAACAGCUCACUGUACAAACUACCAAAAAUGGUCUAUCAGAGGCAAAGCAAAUGCCAGAGCCAACUCCGGAUGAGAGCUUUAACUUACACUUGGACACAAGUCCAGAAAGUACACCAGUGAAAAUCACCACCAACAGUGAAUCGGCACCACCACCAGCAAAACAAUCAAAAAAAGAUAUUGUAGAAAUCAAACCUCAAGUUCCAGCUCCCAAACAGUUGGUUCGGACUCUGUUCACAAAUAAAACCUCUGAGGCAGCUGAGAGCAGGACAUGUUUGGCAAAGACAUCGAUGUCAAAAUGUGAUGCUUUCUUUUCAUCUGAAGAAAAUAUUCAAAAACUAAGGGAAGCAGCAAAAGACAGUGAUAAGCAGCUAAUCAUAGAUGCAGGGCAGAAAAGGUUUGGAGCCAUUUCCUGCAAUAUUUGUGGAAUGCUUUAUACUGCUUCAAAUCCCGAGGAUGAAGCACAACAUCUUCUCUUCCACAAUCAGUUUAUAAGUGCUGUCAAGUAUGUGGGCUGGAAAAAAGAGAGGAUUUUGGCCGAGUAUCCUGAUGGCAAGAUGAUAAUGGUGCUUCCUGAUGAUCCAAAGUAUGCACUGAGAAAGGUUGAUGAGAUCAGAGAGAUGGUAGAUAAUGAUCUUGGAUUUCAGCAAGCUCCUCUUACAUGUUCCAGAGCAAAGACACUCUUAUUUAUUUCAAAUGAUAAAAAAGUAGCUGGCUGCUUAAUUGCAGAGCAUAUUCAAUGGGGUUAUAGAGUUAUAGAAGAAAAGAUUCCAGAAGCUGGUUCUGAAAACGAGAAGGUCAUCUUUGAAAGACAGAAAGCUUGGUGCUGCUCAACAUCUCCUGAGCCUGCUCUAUGUGGCAUUAGUCGCAUCUGGGUGUUUAGCAUGAUGCGAAGGAAGAAAAUAGCUUCUCGGAUGUUAGAAUGCCUUAGGAGUAACUUUAUAUAUGGUUCAUAUUUGAGUAAAGAAGAAAUUGCUUUUUCUGAUCCUACUCCUGAUGGGAAACUCUUUGCAACACAAUACUGUGGUACUAGUCAAUUCCUGGUGUACAAUUUUCUCAGUGGACAACAACCUGCUUGAAAUGCAAAGCUUUAUAGCAAACAGUAAUGAGAAACUGGUGUCAAAAUUAAUUAUCUGGCUUGCAGAUUUUGACCAAGAGAAUGGGACAGUUUUAUUAGCAGUGAACUCAGGACUAGUAACAACCGAAAGGUUGUACUUUGUAUUUUAUUAAAAGUGUAAACAUUACAGAAAUUAGGAUAAUUUUUAAAAGAUAUUUUUAUAAACAUUUUAUGUAUUACCUAGUUUAGUCAUGUUUACAUGCAGCAGAAUUGUUCAUAGUGGACUGUCAACUAGUGCAGGAGCUGUGGUCGCCUUAAAGUAUAUUUUGAAGUUCACAGUGCAGCAAUAUACCAAGGCAGUGAAUGUUGCUCUUGAUGACAAUGUGUAUAAUGGUGAAAGCAUCAAAUGUUCAAGGGCUUGUACAUCAAUAAACGUAUUCUACAGCAAGACACUAUUUAAGUUUCAAUAAUUACUCUGAACUUUGUUCAGGAAGAACUAGUUCAGCCUUUAUGAACUACAAAAUAAUUUCUCUGGCUUCAGCAACAGUACACUGGUAUGGAUCUUCAUUAGUGGACUUCAUUUUGAUACUUUAAUCUGAAACUCUCCACUUUCAGAGGGAGCAUAUGUUGAAAAACUACUGUGGCCUUCUUUGACCUGUAUAUAAUGUAGAUGAAAUGAAGUAUUUGAUAACUUUUAAAUGAUGUUCUAGUACUAAAUGCAUUUAAGCAUUUCCUUUGAUAUGGUUG
Molecule: messenger RNA, 4055 nt
Organism: Eublepharis macularius
Lineage: Eukaryota; Metazoa; Chordata; Lepidosauria; Squamata; Eublepharidae
Gene: ESCO1
Product: establishment of sister chromatid cohesion N-acetyltransferase 1
Exons: 11
Coding region: 286-3330 (1014 amino acids)
Biological process (GO): mitotic sister chromatid cohesion
Cellular component (GO): chromatin; nucleus
Molecular function (GO): protein-lysine-acetyltransferase activity
Source: RefSeq, a predicted model, not a curated record